GAAGAUGGCGGCGGUGGAGCUGCGAGCCCGGCGUGUGGGCCCAGUGCAGACAAGCGGGAGCCCGCGGGAGGAUCCCCUCAGCCAGGGCACGAAAAGCGGCCGGCAGGAGCAGGAAAGCACCGAGGGGGCUGCUUGCAGCGUGCAGGUGCAGCCGGGCACAUUCUGGCUGACCAGGAUAGUUUUGCUGCGCUCCAUAGCAUUUAUUUACUUUGUGGCCUUUUCUGUUGCCUACCACCAAAACAGACAGUUGCUUGGAGAGAAGGGACUGCUACCAGGAAAACUCUAUUUGCAGAAGAUUCAACAUUAUGCUGGGGGCAGAGUUGGUUUGGAGGCUUUUAGCUAUGCACCGACAAUUCUGUGGUUGCUGGAUUGGUCUGACAUGGAUGCACAUCUUGACAAUAUUGCCUUGUUGGGAAUGGGACUUUCAUUGUUUGUACUACUUGCAGGAUGCGCCAACAUGAUAAUCAUGCUUCUUUUGUGGAUCCUUUAUCACUCGUUGGUGAACCUUGGCCAAAUCUGGUACUCGUUUGGCUGGGAGUCUCAGCUUCUGGAAACUGGAUUCCUUGGUAUUUUCGUGUGUCCUGUGCUGACUCUCCGUACCAUUCCACGUCAUACACCACCGUCCAAAAUUGUCAUAUGGUCUUUUCGUUGGCUCAUUUUCCGCAUCAUGCUGGGAGCGGGGCUGAUUAAAAUUCGUGGGGAUCGCUGUUGGAAAGACCUGACCUGUAUGAACUACCAUUAUGAGACUCAGCCUGUACCUAAUCCUAUUGCAUAUUAUAUGCAUCGAUCCCCAUGGUGGUUCCACAGCUUUGAGGUUCUUACUAACCAUUUUAUUGAGCUUAUUGUGCCCUUUUUCCUAUUUAUUGGGCGCCGGAUGUGCGUAAUCCAUGGAAUCCUGCAGAUCCUUUUCCAGGUCUUACUCAUCAUAAGUGGGAAUCUCAGCUUCUUGAACUGGUUGACUAUUGUUCCAAGUAUUGCCUGCUUUGACGACUCCAAUCUGGCCUUUCUCUUCGGCUCACGACAAGGGGGGGUCAAAGAUCAAGUAUCCAAGAUCCAGGCUAAGGAGUCACUGGGUCAGAAACCACCUACUCAUUAUGGUGCCUUCAUUCGACAAGUACUGAAUGUCUCUUUUGGGGUUCUUAUUGCCUACCUCAGUCUACCAGUGAUUGUAAACCUGCUCAGCUCAAAACAAUUGAUGAACACUUCCUUUAAUCCACUGCGAAUUGUCAACACUUAUGGAGCCUUUGGAAGUAUCACGAAGGAAAGGACCGAGGUCAUAAUUCAGGGGACAAUGAGUCAAGAUCCGCAUGAUCCCAGUGCCUUGUGGGAGGAAUACGAUUUCAAGUGUAAACCUGGAGAUUUGAAGCGGAGACCGUGUAUUAUCAGUCCAUACCAUUACCGCCUUGACUGGCUUAUGUGGUUUGCUGCAUUCCAGACCUAUGAACAAAAUGAAUGGUUAAUCCACCUGGCAGGAAGAUUGCUGACGAAUGAUAGCCUUAUACUGUCGCUAAUGGCACACAACCCUUUUGAGAAUCGAGGAGCACCAAGGUGGAUAAGGGGUGAACACUAUCUCUACAAAUUCAGCAGGCCCAGUGGCAACCAUGCUGCGGAGGGUAAGUGGUGGAUUCGGAAACGGAUUGGCACUUAUUUCCCCCCUGUCAAUGUGAAGGGGUUGAAGAAGUAUUUUAAGGAGCGUGACUGGCCAAUUCAUGAGACCCAAUAAGUGAGAUAUUUCCUCCGGGAGAACAACUGGCUUCCAGCAAGAAUGCAUUAAUGGUACCUCAGGACUGCAAACAUGUCACCUCAUUAUAUGAAGCACGUUGAUUAAUGUACAAUUGACAGAUGCAACAUGACUGUAAUUAUCAACAAUGCUAACAAUUUGACCUCUAGCCUUACGGAGUAAACAAUGUACUUUAAUUGAAAGUGGGACUCAAUUUCAAAACUUGUGAUGUUAUUUCAAGUGAAUUUCUGACCUAUUUUCAGUCUCAUUAUAUCCAACUUUUCCAAGUUU
This is a messenger RNA of Carcharodon carcharias (great white shark), 2011 nucleotides long. It is a transcript of the gene lmf1, whose product is annotated as lipase maturation factor 1. Lineage: Eukaryota; Metazoa; Chordata; Chondrichthyes; Lamniformes; Lamnidae. Gene Ontology annotation, biological process: protein maturation. The transcript is spliced from 11 exons. Gene Ontology annotation, cellular component: endoplasmic reticulum membrane. The coding region runs from base 5 to 1723 and encodes 572 amino acids. The record is from RefSeq and is a predicted model, not a curated record.